Molecule: messenger RNA, 1500 nt
Organism: Trichoderma harzianum CBS 226.95
Lineage: Eukaryota; Fungi; Ascomycota; Sordariomycetes; Hypocreales; Hypocreaceae
Exons: 7
Coding region: 1-1500 (499 amino acids)
Biological process (GO): transmembrane transport
Cellular component (GO): membrane
Molecular function (GO): transmembrane transporter activity
Source: RefSeq, a predicted model, not a curated record
AUGCGUUACAUAGCAAGUAUCGGUUACAAACAGGAACUUCAGCGCCAUUAUUCUAGUGUUCAGGUGUUUGCUAUAGCCUUUAGCAUUAUGGGACUUCUCCCUUCUAUAUCCGCAACCUUAUGGUUCUCCGUUCCCGCAGGCCCAGUUGGAAUGGUUUGGGGAUGGUUCUCUGCAAGCGCUCUUAUUUUCGUUGUUGGAUUGGCAAUUGCUGAUCUCGGCUCUUCGCUCCCGACAUCUGGCGGUCUUUACUGGUGGACACAUUAUUUCGCAGCUGAACGAUAUAAAAACCCGCUGAGUUUCCUUGUUGGAUAUAGCAACACAAUAGGGUUGAUUGGGGGCAUCUGCUCAAUAGACUAUGGAUUCGCAUCCUUCAUUGUCUCACUUGGCACCAUCAGUAGUGAUGGGGAAUGGAUCCCUAGCAGAGGCCAACUCUAUGCGAUAUUCGUGGCAACGGUGCUCUGUCACGGUAUACUGGCGAGCUCCGCCGGAAGGGUCAUGCACCAUCUUCAGACUUGGUUUGUUGUCGCAAAUUUUGCCUUAAUUAUUGCAACAAUUAUCGCCUUGCCCGUCAGCAUGCGAUUGCGCAACAUCCCCAUCAAUUCAGGCAGCUACGUGUUCAGCUAUUCGAUCAAUGAGACGACGUGGCCAUCGGGGUGGGCCUUUAUGCUAUCUUGGCUCUCUCCAAUCUGGACAAUCGGAGCAUUUGACUCUUGUGUGCAUAUGAGCGAGGAGGCUAAAAACCCAACAAAGGCAGUGCCGAUCGGUAUUCUCGCCUCAAUUGGAGGCUGCUGGAUAUUCGGCUUCCUUGUGACUGCAGUGCUAGCUGCCUGCGCCGGUAACAACUUUGAGGAAAUUCUGGCCACACCUUUUGGCCAGCCAAUAGCUCAGAUCUACUACAAUGCUCUGGGGAAAAGCGGUGCCCUGGGCUUUAUGUCUGCUAUCUCAAUCUUACAGUUUUUCAUGGGACUCAGCAUUGUUGUGGCAGCGUCUAGACAGACCUGGGCAUUCUCUCGCGAUGGGGCAUUGCCGUUUUCUUCAUUCCUCAGACAGAUAAGCAAAACAUUCGGGUAUCAGCCAUUGAGAACUGUGUGGGCUACUUGUCUGACGGCAAUCAUUAUUGGCCUACUGUCCUUAAUCAACAAUGCGGCUGCAAACGCCCUUUUCUCGCUCGCAGCUGCCGGCAAUAACGUUGCUUGGGCAAUUCCAAUAUUGUGCCGCAUACUCUGGGGAAGAGAGAAAUUUCGCCCAGGGCCGUUUUACACCGGCAGAUUUAGCGUUGCUAUCUCAAUUGCUGCCUUGAUGUAUUUGACUUUCUCAACAAUAUUAUGCAUGUUCCCGACCGAAGGACCAAAUCCUGAUCCAUCCGUCAUGAAUUACUCCGCAGUUGUGAAUGGAACAGUGUGGGGAGGCGCAUUGCUCUAUUAUUUUCUCUACGCUCAUAAAUGGUUUAAAGGUCCUAAACACACUCUGGACAUCAUGGAGAAUGAAGAUGAUAUCUAG